Molecule: messenger RNA, 3314 nt
Organism: Drosophila eugracilis
Lineage: Eukaryota; Metazoa; Arthropoda; Insecta; Diptera; Drosophilidae
Product: titin
Exons: 2
Coding region: 473-3217 (914 amino acids)
Source: RefSeq, a predicted model, not a curated record
UCUUAUCGAAUGCGCUGUCGCGGGUGGCCUAUAAAAGUAGAGGAAUUGCCGGCAAUCGAGCAAAGAGUUAAGUGCCAGCAACAUGUCCGGAAUCCCGCCAGCCACCUUCACCGUAAUCGCUGGCAGUGCAGCCCACAAUCAGCGUAAAAAGAAUCAGAAUCGCAAUCAGAAUCAGAAUCAGCCAAAGAAUUCGACAAGUAAGCAUAUGCGGAAAUCACAUUCGAUCAAACAUAAGCUCUUAACAAUUUUCUAGAGACCCAAACAGAGACAGCGGGGUCGAAGACAAAUAGUUGCCACAUUGCUUAGAUAUAGUAACUAUCUUAUCUGUGUACCAAGGAUUUAAAGCAUGAAAAUACAUUUCCCAUGACAUAAACAUCGUGUAUAAAUGGGCCGAACAAAGCAUUUGGGUUUUCAGUUAAUGGCCAAAACGAAAACGACACGGAAUAUAUACCUAUAAUCAGACAGCGACAAUAUGAAAACGACCAUUGUUGAGGAGCGAAGUGUUAACGAAACGAUAGAAACGAUAGCCACGAGUAGUGGCACCAUCCAAGAGACCAUCGAGAUAGUGAAUAUCGAUGGUUCGCCAGCACCUAAGCAGCGGCAUCAUCAUCAUCACCAUCACAGGCACCAUCAUCAUCAUGAAAGACAGGAGAAUGUUGAAGUCGUGGAGGAAGUAAUUCUUGUGGAGAAUGAACCGAAGGCUAGGAAGCAUCAUAACCAUCACAAGCAGCGAACUUCACCACCACCACCUCUACCCCAGACCUCCCCUCCAUUCCUUACACCCACCGAAGAAGUGGGUUUCAAUGUGGUUUGGGAACCGCAGGCCUUUUGGAACCAGCCCUCGCCCAAUCCCUCCACAGAUCUAGAUCUUUCACCAGAGAAGGAUGUGGAAGAGAUUUUGGAUACUACAUCAGCCUCAGAUGAGUUCACCACUGUGGUUUGGGAAACUGAGACCAAGGAAUCAAUUAGGGAGUCCCAAAAACACACAAGGGUUGUGGAGGAACAGAUCAUAACCGAGCAAUUGGAUCCUCCACCUUAUGCACCACCUCAACUUCAAGUCCAGACCGGAUUCUUUCCAGUUGCGCAACAGCCUCCUCUCUCUCCCAUUGCCGAGGUGGUUCAAACGGACAUCUUUGUGGAGUCAGUGGAAUCUUCUAAGCCACCAACAGGUUAUAUCCCCAGAAUCAGUCUUAACCCAACGGAAACUGUGGUGGAGAAUGUCGAGGUUGUGGUUCCAGCUCAGAUUCAGCAGGAACCGGAAUUCAUUCCGAAACCAGGAUUUGUUGCUAGACUCGUGGAGAACAUAGAAGUUGCUGCAGCUUCUGUUUCUACGCAAGCUACGCCAGCUCCAAAGGGAUAUUAUGCUCGAUCGGGGUUGGUGGACACUGUUGUGGAGGAUAUCGAAGUUAUCAGAGAAGAUCCUCCUGUUCAAGAUGUGGUAGUGGAUUCUGUUGUGGAAGAUAUAGAACCCGAUUCUCCUUUUCUCCUUCCACCCAAUGGCUUUGAUGCUGAGGAGACGAUUACGGAGAACAUAGAGGUAGUUGAUGAUUCACCAUUCCUCCUGCCAGCUAAUGGCUUCGACUCUGAGCCAGUCUGUGUGGAAACGAUUGUUGAGAAUAUAGAAGUAUUGCCACCAAAACCUAUAUUACCAAUUCCUGUACAAAAUACUGUUCCUGAAGGUUAUGUGGAAUCUGUAGUGGAAAACAUAGAAGUCGUUAAAGAAGACGAUCCUCCCUUUUUGCUGCCAGUUCAGAAUGGAUUUCUCUCUCAGACAGGCAAUGUGGAAACAAUUGUAGAGAACAUAGAAAUAACCACAGCAGUGGAUCCUCCAUUAAGACCACCAGUACAAAAUGUAAAUCCUCCCCGAUCUGGUUUUGUAGAAUCAAUUGUGGAAAGUAUAGAAGUUACAGCAGAAGUGGAUCCUCCACAGCCUGCAAUUCCAAACGGUUUACCCUCACAAACAGGCUUCGUGGAAUCGAUUGUGGAAAACAUAGAAGUCACGGAAGAAGUGGAUUCUCCUGUGGAAACUCCUGUUCAACUUAGUUUCCCACCAAGAUCAGGUUUUGUGGAAUCGAUUGUGGAAAAUAUUGAAGUCACAGGGGAAGUUGAACCUCCUUUAAGGCCACCACUACCUAUAAGUUAUCCUCCUCGUUCCGGUUUUGUAGAAUCCAUUGUGGAGAACAUAGAAGUCACAGAAGUUAGUCCUCCAUAUCAACCACCCCCACAAGUUGAUAUUCUUCCUCAAACAGGCUUUGUUGAAAGUGUGGUAGAGGAUAUCGAAAUCACAGAACCUGAAAUAACAGUGGAGGAGAUCGAAGUGCUCCGCAAUCCUCCACAGCAAUCCAUAGUGACAACCAACUAUAUGCCUCGAGCAAGUCUGGUGCAGGAACUGGUUGUGGAGUCACUGGAAGUAACACCAGCAUCUUCACCUCCACCCGAACAGUUUCCCUUCAUUUCCAGAGAGAGCCUAAUCGAAGUUGAUGAUUAUGUGGAGGUGGAAGAGGCUACUCCUUAUAACACUGCUCAGAACAGCCCCUUUGUGGAAGUGGAAAGAUUGAGCGAUGCCGAAGCUUAUGUGGAGAUUAUUGAAGUUACACCAGUUAAUACGCCACCCAGUAGUCCGUCUCUUCAGAGGCCAAUCGAAAGUGGUUUCCUACCCAGACCAAGCUUAGCAGAAACGGCUGUAAUUGUGGCCUCACUGGAGGUUACGCCCACUCCCACACCUCCGCCCAGUCCACAACUGAAACUCAUAAUACCACCAUCGAAUCCACCGCAAACGGAGGUGAUUGUGGAGUCCGUUGAUGUCACACCAGUUCCAUCCCCACCACCACCUGCCAAACCGUCGGCGAAACCACUAAAUAGCUUCAUUCUCACUGACCUGGUCAUAGAGGAUCCUCCAUUCGUAGAAGUGGUGGAAAGGGAAGUCAUUGUGGAGUCUGCCAACAAUGGAGAAGUGACUGAGGUCAUAGAAGUCACAGAGGAAAUCAUACAACCUGCCACACCCAUCGGAACUGUUCUAGUUGGUGAGGUAUCCGAGCAGAGCACCGACAAGUUUGGCAAGCGUUACUCCGUGAGUGCGGCCCUGGCCGAGGGACUGCAGCAGGAGCAGGGAACACAGGAAGCCAAGCCAGCACCACCACCAAUCCAAAAACGAGAUAUUUCUGCCAACGAACCACCAAAACGCAAAUGUUGCCACUGCAAAUGCAUAAUUUCCUAGAACCAGAGGUGAGGGGCUUUCCCCAAAGCCUGGGAAUGUAAGCUCCGUCUAUCGCAUAUCUAAUCAGCGGAAACAGAAGCCCCACCAAAAAAAAAAA